AUGGCUACCACUACUACCACUAUUACAUCCACUCCAUCCACCGAGCAACAACAAAAAGAAAACAACACUCAACUUGCUUCUCAAGAUGUUGGUUUGAUCUUUGUUCGUGAGUACUAUACCUUCUUGAACAAAAAGCCCAGCAGACUCCAUGCCUUUUACAACAAGGAUUCCACUUUGGUCAGAGGCGAUGAAGGCACUGUUACUGCCACCAUGAAGGGACAAGAGGAAAUUCGCAAAAAGAUUGAAGAGUGUAAAUUCGAGGAUUGCAAAGUAUUGAUCACUCAAGUCGACAGUCAAACCUCUGCCAACAAUGGUAUCUUGAUUCAAGUGUUGGGUGAAAUGUGCAAUCAAAACGGCCCUUCACAAAAGUUCAGUCAAACCUUCUUCUUGGCUACCCAACCCAACGGCUAUUAUGUGCUCAACGACAUCUUUAGAUUCUUGAAGGAUGAAGUGGAAAUUGAUUAUUACACUGUUGAUCAAGGAGAGGCUGCUGCUAAUGCUGCUGCACCUGUCUCAAACGCUGCUCCCGUUGUAAACAACAUUGCUUCUCCUGUGGUUCAUCAAAGCACUCUUCCACCUGCUCAAGCUACUGCUUCUCCUGUCGUCAGUAACAAUGUGCCUGUAGUCGCUUCACCAGUUGCUGCUCAAAAAGCAGCUCCCACUCAACAAAAAUCUGAAACACCUGCUACUCCUGUUGCUCAGGCACCUGCCAAGAAGGAAGCCGAAGUUGCCGCUGCUGCUGCUACCGGUGCUCCUGUUCCUGCUGCUACAAAGAAAGAGGAACCUACAAAGAAGUCUGAAGAGGAUAUCAAGACGGAACAGGUGAAAAAGUGGGCAGAGGAGGUCAAUGUUGCAAACGAGAACAAGAAGCCUUCUGAAUCCGGCGCUACGACUCCUGCUACUUCCACCACUACAGAACCUGCCCCUGCUGUCGAGGAAAAGAAAAAGAAGGCUGAUUCCAAGCAACAAAAGGCUGAUAAGGUUCAAAAGCAACAACAACAACAACAACAACAACAACAAGCUGAGAAGCCUGCCCCUGCUAAACCUGCUGCUCCCAAGACCUGGGCCAACUUGACCGCGGCUGCUGCCGCUGCCUCUGCUGUCAAUGGUAGUGCUCUGGAUAAGGCAUCCACCACUGCAACUGCUGGUACUUCUUCAGCAUCCACUGUGACCAGCGAAAAGCCUUCUGUUACCCAUGCUCAAGCUCAACAGCAGCAGGCUCAACCUCAGCAACACCAAGCACAACACCAACAACACCAACAGCAUCAACAUCAACAUCAGAACAAAAAUCAGGCCCGUAAAGUCGAUGCCACUCAAAUCUUCGUCAAACUGGUCAAUGACCAAAUCAAUGAGGAUCAAUUAAUCGAGGUAUUCACCAAGGUUGGAUCAGUUAAAUCGUGCACCAUUUCUCGCGCCAGAAGCUGUGCUUUUGUUGAUUUCUAUUCACCCGAAUCCUGCCAAAAAGCCUUGGCUCAACACAAAUUCCCAGUCAAUGGACACACUGUAUUAGCUGAAGAACGUCGCUACAAUAAUCAAAACAGCAACCAAAACCAAAACCGUUACAGCAACAAUAGUAAUCAAAACAGAAAUAACCAAAAUACACCUUUCGAGCAACGUCGAUCCAAUAAUACCAGCAAUCAAAACAGUAGUAAUCGUAGAGGUCAGCAACAACAACAAACCAACGCUAAUAAUAACCAACAACAAAAUCGACAAAACCAAGGUGGCAAAGGAAGAGGUGCCCUCAAUAGCACAAACCAAAAGUAA
Messenger RNA from Mucor velutinosus, 1764 nucleotides. RefSeq names its product Serine/threonine-protein kinase. Gene Ontology annotation, cellular component: cytosol; ribonucleoprotein complex. The record is from RefSeq and is a predicted model, not a curated record. The transcript has 3 exons. Gene Ontology annotation, molecular function: mRNA binding. Bases 1 to 1764 code for a protein of 587 amino acids. Lineage: Eukaryota; Fungi; Mucoromycota; Mucoromycetes; Mucorales; Mucoraceae.